This is a messenger RNA of Bactrocera neohumeralis, 2183 nucleotides long. RefSeq lists its product as uncharacterized. The coding region runs from base 1240 to 2028 and encodes 262 amino acids. The record is from RefSeq and is a predicted model, not a curated record. The transcript has 6 exons. NCBI's taxonomy places the organism in Eukaryota, Metazoa, Arthropoda, Insecta, Diptera, Tephritidae.
UACAUUAACUACAAUUAUUGUUUUGGAAAUAGCAUAAUUUAAUUAGAAUAUUAUCAGUUUUGCAUGUAUUCAUAAAAAUACGCAAAAUGAUAAUCAUAUCAAUUAAUAUGAUGGCAUGUAAACGUAUAAAAAUAUAAGCAAAAGGCCAACAUACGUCUGUAAUAGCAAUGUAUGUUUCUGAGCAUAAUUUUCAUUAAAUGCUCAGCUCUGUUCACGCGCCACUGUUACCAUUUCUGCUUCUGAGCUAGCUGUGGUGAAACACGCUCAUCGCAUUUUGUUAGCUUCCCUACAAGAAACUGCUGAUCGUUUCACUAAUACACGCACAUUUUUUAUGUCAGAGCUGACGAAAAAAUAGCACUCAAAUGACUGUCAAUGCUUAUGUUAAAAAGAGAAACCUAUGAAUGAUAUUGCUGAUAUAUGUAAGAAUGAAAUAGCUUAAUUAUUUAACGCUGUCAUGACUGUCAAUGUUUAUUUUUUUUUUAAGUAAACACUUUUCAACACUAAACAUCGUAUAUACAUAUGUACUUUUAUAAAAUGUUGCGCAAAAAAAUGUUUACUGUUAUUCUUGCCACAAACGAGAAGUGUUGCGCGUUAAUUCAGUGAAUUCUAAAUCGAAUUAUUAUAUUUCGUUCGUUGCUUAAGUGAUUUAUGUUUUGUGAUUAAAUCUACAGUUUACUAUAUUAUCAAGAAAAGAUAAGUAAAAAUGAAAAAAACGACAUUUCGAAAUCAUUAUAGUAAAGAAAAAAGGAUUUUCAAAUCCAAAAUAAUAAAAUUAAAAAAUUUGGUGGAAUGUGCGGGGAAGUUAAAUAGUGCGCAGAAUAGUGAACUCAUAAAUACGAUGAAAUAUGUUGCAAAAGAAAAUUACGAAAAUAGUGAUGUUGUGAAUUGCGAAAUUUCAAAUGAAACUUUUAGACAUUUAGCAAUAGAUACUUCAGUUUCCUUAAGAGAUUCUUUGUCCCAAGAUAGCAAGUUAGAUAUUGAGAAGAAAGGGGCUUCUUGUGGGCUAUUAGGAAUAAUAUCUCUCAAAGUUUUGGAAUGGUUUCGGCUAGUCAGUUAAGUGCUGACGUUAUUGAAAUUUUAAGAGAAGAUAUUGAUUAUAAAUAUUUUUGCAUUCCUCACGUCGAACAGUUUCUUUCCAUUCCUCUUUUGCAUCAUCUCUUUCACGAUUUUUCGCAACAACCCGCACAUUCUGCUUAAAUGAUUUUAAUAACAUAAAUUUAAUAAAAAUUUUAAUUUUACAUGAGCUCUACAAGCAAUAUGUUUGACGAAUCAAUCUUUGAAAGCCAAGAAGAAAAUGAUCAUCAGAUAUUGAUCCCAAGGAAGUUAUAUAGUAUAAAAGACAACGUAUCAACAACCUCAACCCCUUCACAAGAUAAGGAGAAUGUACCAACUCAAGAAUUAAAUACGAUGGCCAUUCUAAACGAAAUUCUGGGAAAGCAGAGGGAAAUAUUAGAUAAGAUACAUACUUUAGAAUCAAAUCAACAGAUAUUAUUCGAUACAUUAGGUUCACUAAAUAAUGGACAAAUGUUGAUAACAGGGAAUCAGGAACAAAUUACGGACAAAUUUGAAACAGUGGAACAAAAAUCUAUAGAUAGAUCGGAAAUGCUAGCACAGAGUUCCCUGAUUAGGGAAUGUAAGGUGCAUUUAAAAAAAAUUGAGCGAUCGGUGUGCCUCAUGACCGGAGAGGAAAAAGACGAGGCUCUCGACCAGGUAGCAAGCCUUUUACCUAUUCAAAACUUUGAGGGAUGUUUGGAAGUGGAAGAAAUGUUAGAGAAACUUGAGUUCGCACAACCUAUGAUCAGUUAUGUCCACAAACUUAAAGGGACAUCGGACAAUAUUGAAAACUCUUCCAAAUAUAUAUUUGCAGACAGCCUACUAGAGUAUUUCAAUUUUGAUGGAAGAGGAGAAAAACAAGCAUUAUGCAAGCUAAAAAUCUUCGAAGAAGUUUUAAGAGUCGUUUACCAGCCACAAGGAUCUUUCAAUUUGGAAAAGAGUAUACGGAGGUCUAUUGAACGGGGUCACCACUGAAAUAACCAAAAAAAAUAUAUUAAUAGGAAAAUAAACAAUUAAUAUAAUUUUUAAAUAAUUUAAUUUUAUUUUAUUACCAUUAUGAUUUUGAAACAUGAAUUAUAUGAUUUAAAAUUAAUGAAUUAUUGUGAUUUGAAAUAUGAAUUAUUAUGAUU